This is a messenger RNA of Salvia splendens (bonfire salvia), 2719 nucleotides long. Its product is annotated as probable receptor-like serine/threonine-protein kinase At5g57670. Gene Ontology annotation, molecular function: ATP binding; protein kinase activity. The record is from RefSeq and is a predicted model, not a curated record. Bases 229 to 2478 code for a protein of 749 amino acids. Gene Ontology annotation, biological process: protein phosphorylation. NCBI's taxonomy places the organism in Eukaryota, Viridiplantae, Streptophyta, Magnoliopsida, Lamiales, Lamiaceae. The transcript is spliced from 10 exons.
GAAGGCCGAAAAGCAGAGUAGUAAGCAGACGACUUCCUGACACCCUACAUUUGCUGAAUUCUUGAAAAACAAACCAAAAAAACUUGUCCUAAUUUCAGUUACAAACAUUUAACCACCCAAAAGAACCCACCUUUCCACACAUACAUAACUCCCUUCUCACUUCUCUCUCUCUCUCCAUGAGGCUGAGAGCCUAAAUGCAUAACCACUGCUCUUUCAUAAACUACUCAGAUGGUGGUUGAAGAGUGCUCCGGCGGCCGCACCGUGGUGGUUGGUGUCAAGCUCGACUCAUACAGCAGAGAGCUUCUCACGUGGGCCCUCGUUAAUGUCGCUCACGCCGGUGAUCGCGUCAUCGCCCUUCAUGUCCUCAAAAACAACGAAAUUGUUGAUCGUGAUGGAAAGUCAUCCCUUCUCUCCCUGGUUAAAGCCUUUGAUUCGAUUCUUGAAGUUUACGAAGGAUUCUGUAAUUUAAAGCAGGUUGAUCUCAAACUAAAGAUAUGCAGAGGUUCAUCGAUUCAAAAAAUUCUCGUUCGUGAAGCUAAAUCUUACUAUGCAUCCGAUGUUAUAGUAGGAACGGCUCAGGAACAUCACACGGCUCGUUCUUCAGCAUCUGUAGCUAAAUACUGUGCGAAGAAACUGUCAAAGGAAUGCUCUGUGUUGGCUGUUAACAAUGGCAAGAUUGUGUUUCACCGUGAAUCCAGUUUCGUGUCUCGUGUUUGUGUCAAAGAGCUCGAACACAAUCGUAGAAAUGGUUUACUUACUGCUCUGCAAAGAUCAUUCAGCAAGAACAUCAAAGUGCUCAACGAAGGUGGUGAUCCUAUUAGGCCAAUGCUGGCAUGGGGAGAAGGUGGCUGUGGUAAACCAGACUCCGUUGAGCGGAAAUGCUCGAUUUGCACGCCAGAUUCGGUGACAUGGCAUGAGUCGUGCAAGGGGCCAGCUGAGGAGCCUUCGAAGGAUGAAGGUAAGAGGGAGAGGGAUUCUUCGAUGGCGAUUGUUCCAGUGAAGAAGGCUGAGGUUGUUGCAUCUGGCUCGGUCUCAUUCUUGUUGAGGGGAUUGUCUGAGGUGAAGCCUGGUUGGCCACUUCUUCGUCGUGCCAUGGUUUGUAACACCAGUUCUUCGCAGAUUCAGCAAGUGAGGCAGAUCUCCGUGGUUCAGUGGGCAUUGAGACUACCGAGUAGAUAUUGUUUGUAUAUCGAGAACCUGUCUAGGAAAGACUGUGACUCCUCAAAUCAUGAACUAGAUGGAGAAACUGGUGCAAUUGUUCCUGUUGGGAAUGAGGCCGCGCCUGUUCCAUCGAGCUCAAGGUCCUUGCCGGAGGAGCUGGAGGGCCUUCACGAGAAGUACUCCGCCACGUGUCGACUGUUCAAGUUCAGGGAGCUUGAACUAGCUACCUCCAACUUCAGACAAGGGAAUAUGAUAGGUAAAGGAGGCAGUAGUCAGGUCUAUCGAGGUUGCCUUCCCGACGGGAAGGAGCUUGCCGUGAAGAUCCUGAAGCCAUCUGAGAAUGCUUUGAAGGAGUUUGUCCUAGAAAUCGAGAUCAUCACCGCGAUACAUCACAAAAACAUCAUCUCACUCUUUGGAUUCUGUUUUGAGGACAAUCAGCUUCUCUUGGUGUAUGAUUUCCUAUCAAGAGGAAGCCUUGAAGAAAAUCUUCAUGGCGAUAAAAAGGAUCCACUCUCGUUCAGGUGGAACGAGAGAUACAGGGUCGCUAUAGGCGUUGCUGAGGCUUUGGAUUAUCUCCACAGCAGAGAAGGGAAGCCUGUGAUCCACAGGGAUGUUAAGUCAUCAAACAUACUCCUAUUCGAUGAUUUCGAGUCUCAGCUUUCAGAUUUUGGGCUUGCUAAAUGGGCAUCACCGAAUUCGACUCACAUAACAUGCACAGACGUUGCUGGCACUUUCGGAUAUUUGGCUCCUGAGUAUUUCAUGUAUGGGAAGGUAAACGAGAAGGUAGACGUCUACGCCUAUGGAGUAGUUCUUCUCGAGCUUCUCUCGGGGAGGAAACCGAUAAGCAGCAACUGUCAAAAAGGACAAGAGAGCCUUGUUAUGUGGGCAAAGCCGAUUCUAACCUCGGAUAAGUUCACUACGUUGCUCGAUCCAAACCUAGGAAGCAACUAUGAUCAUGAUCAAGUGGAGAGGAUGCUUCUAGCUGCAUCUCUUUGCAUCAGACGUGCACCACGAGCUCGGCCCCAAAUGAGCCAAGUUUUGAAGCUUCUCCGGGGCGAUCCUGAGGUCGUGAAGUGGGCAAGGCUGCAAGUGAACGCCUCUGAGGGGCCGUCACACAUAGAAGCUAGCAACUCCGUGGAAGGGCCGGAUGCAAUAGGCGAUGAAAUCAUGUCACGGACGAACCUGCAAUCUCAUCUCAACCUUGCAAUGCUCGGUGUGGAGGAGGAUGACUCGCUCUCACUGAGCAGCAUCGAGCAUAGCGUUUCCUUGGAAGAUUAUCUACGAGGCAGGUGGAGUCGCUCUUCGAGCUUCGACUAGCCGUGUGUGUGGUUGUAUGUUGGCAUUUGUUAGUGAUGGUGAAUGUGGGGUUGGAUGAGAGGUUUGUUUGUAGGUCUGUCCUCCUCCUUCCCUUAGUAUAGCUGUGAGAGUGAAGCCAAUAAUUAGGUUUUUAUUCAGCAAAAAAUGAUGUAUUUUGGCUGUUGAAGCCUCCAAUCAAAGUGUACUUAUAUAGUGAUUACUACAUUAUAAUAAUGUUGUCAUAUUCAUGCUCUUCUUUAAA